Vicia faba (fava bean) is the source of this 771-nucleotide messenger RNA. The record is from the annotation of a GenBank genome assembly. Lineage: Eukaryota; Viridiplantae; Streptophyta; Magnoliopsida; Fabales; Fabaceae.
AUGAAGUUUCGCGGCUUUUCUUCUUCUUCGCGAACCUCCAAAACCAAAUCACCAAUCCCUUUUUCCAUUUCUCUUUCUUCUUCUCAUCAUGAUGCUGCUGCACGUCGGUUUUGCGGUGGUUUUAUUGAUUCUCCUCCUUCUCAGACUGAGCUUCAUGAUUCUCUCGCUUCUCUCCAACGGGUGUUAGGACUUGCUUCCCGUGUCGAGCUUCAUAGGGACAUGUAUUGCAACAAACCAGAAAAGGAGCUAAGCCAUGUUGGCCGAAUUUCUGAAGGUGAUUCAGAAACUGACUGGAUAGAACCAUUUUUGUUUCCGUGUGAUCCGAAAAUGCUACAAGAAAAUGGAUCUGAUAGAGUUUAUCAUGCAAUUCACUUAUUGCAAACUGAUCCAUCCGUCCAGAGAUUAGUAAAAUCAUUAUCGACCGAUGCGGCUGUUUGGGAAGCUGUUCUCAACAAUGAAGUUGUUCAAGAGCUUAGGGAGACAAUAUCUGCAGAUCAAGAGCACAAACUUCGGAGUCUAGAUGAGAUUGCUAAUGAUGACCCUGAUAAGUCAACUAAUGUUUUAAUUUCGCUAUUAAUUACUGCCAGAACCAAAUUCAUGGAAGUAAUCGAGAAAAUUACCAAGAUUAUGAUCAGUCUUUUUCAACAAUCAUUCAACAAGAAAGACGACCAUACAGAAGAUUCUCAGCCCUUAAUUGAGAAGCUGCGUGCUGCUUUCAUGCUUUCGAUCAUGGUCUUGUUGAUUGUGGUGGUGCGUCGUGUCCAAAGAUAA